Molecule: messenger RNA, 6398 nt
Organism: Oldenlandia corymbosa var. corymbosa
Lineage: Eukaryota; Viridiplantae; Streptophyta; Magnoliopsida; Gentianales; Rubiaceae
Source: the annotation of a GenBank genome assembly
GUUUUCAUUUACCUAAAAUACCGUAUGAUCAUAAUCUCGUGUAAACUCGGCCCAUAAAUGUGAAAUUUCUCAAAGUUAUUCCAGGGCAUGAACGGGACACCGAUGCCACUCCCACUUUUUGUAAGGAAUGAGCGUGGUUUGGGAAUAAUUACAUACAAGAAUAAAAUGAUUCUUUCGCCGCAGCCGCGCUCCGUACUGAUUUGACAGCUCGAAGGAGAAUAGAUGUUACAUCAAAUGGAUUAGUGUACCGUAGUGGAGAUAUUGAUUUGGUAAACGGAUUUACCGGACCCCAAGCAAGAGAGUGAGAGACCAACGAACGAAGCUGCGCGAAGUGAGGCUAUUGGCAUAUAGUUUCUAAAAAAAGAACUGGUACAUCUUCAUUCGCGGAUUCGUCUGUUGAGCAUACCCUGAAGCCAAAGCCGAAGAAUAUGAAUAGAAUAUGGUUGGUAAGUCUAGAACGGAUUCAUCAACAGAGUAAGGAACCCAUUGUCCCUUGUUCUAGACCUGACCGGUGCCCAAUUCCUUGGUGAUUUGACUUUUGAUUAAGGAAGGGGGCUUGCUCUAGUAUUCUAGUUCUUAAUGAUACGUAGUAACUCGUAAUAAUAAUCUUAAACUUCCUAGCUAUGAGGACUACCCUCUUUAUUGACUUCGCUACUGAGACCACUUCCAAGUAAGAGCGCGACCAUACCAUCUUUGCUGCGAAGGGUUUACGUAUCCGUCUCCGCAGAUGGAUGGAGAAUAUAAGGGGGACCUUAAUCUCCUAAAGCUACUCAUUGGGGAAUACCGUCCAAAUUAGUCUGUCUGCCGCUUUCUUUCAUAACAGAGUCGUUAUUCCCGGCUGGCAUAGAAGUCUCUCGCGGGCGAAGGAGAUGCAUUUCUGGUACUGGUUGACAAGCUCUCGGGGAAUAAUAUAUUUCUUCUUUACGCCUUUCUUUCCCAUGACGACUAGGAACAGGCAAAUAAAAAUUUCACUUCGAAUUUCGGACCUCAACAUCCUGCUGCUCAUGGUGUUUCACGAUCGUAUUGGAAAUGAACGGAGAAGUGGUAGAACGUGCGGAACCACAUAUUGGAUUACUCCAGUGCGGCACGAAGCCGCUGAUGCCGAGUCGGCUUCUAUGCCGCUAGCUAUGCCUGCUUGGUCCUCGAUACGAUAGAGGUUCCAUAACGCAUCAUGAGCACCGGACUAAGGGGCGGUUGAGCAACUCAAGGGAACCGCCCUACCUUAUUACAACAUAGGGACAGAAGGGAGAGGGUUGUGAAGGUGGCCUCGUUAUCCACACCGGAGGUCGGAUGAAUGGAGGACCGACCGACCUGGGUUUUCACGAGCGUUGGCGGGUUCUGGAGUGCUGUCAAGGGCGCUAGCGCAUACCCCGGGUGAUAAUCACCACCUGCACCUUACAUCUCGGCACAGUGGAACGUGUAACCCGCCUGCUCUUCCAUUCAACUACAUUUGUUCCUGUAAUCCAUAGCCUAACAGAACGCAGCAGCGAGGGACAACCCGCCCAUACAGCCAGCGGGGAGGAUGGCACUACUGGCAAAGACCGUCUGGCGAAAACGCCGCAGGCGCGAGCGCGGUAGGCUGCGCCGGGGAGCAUAGCACAUAGGGAGGAAAGGGAGCCCGGACGGUGGAAGAGUCGGGAAGGCCAGGUCAUUUGACGGAAAUGUAAGGAACGAACGAAGCUAUUAGAUAAGGCCCUCUGGAGUAAAGGGAAGUGCAUGAAUUCUUGGGAGCGAAAAAAAAAGAAAAUUCAAUGAAUAGAUAGAGUCAACGGUACGACAGACAGCGCUGCCUACACGCGAAUCCGCUUCCGAGGUUGAGCAGUCUCAAUUUCACUACAGGAUUUGCGAAUGAAUGCUGGGCCGCCUCGAAUGGCGUGAGCCGCAUGCGGGAGACCCGCACGUACGGUUUUAGGGGAUCUGGUCGAAAGACCGGCCGGCGCCCACCCGACUAGAGGGACUGAGAAAUUAAUAGAGUACAAAACUUAUCUUCAAGCUUUACCUUAUUCUGAUCGUUCAGAGGGCGAUCGCGGGGUCACUGAAUGAAGUCCUCCGUUUCUUUCGGAGGUGCUGACCCGCAGCGAGGCAGAGAUGACUAAGUGACAUAUGGAAUAUGGCGACGACAACAGCAUGUCAUAGAAGGAGAUAACAGGUGGAGCCAACGACCCACUAAGACUAACCUAUCUACAACUACAUCCCCGAGCGGCAGUCAAACGGGGCGUGAAUGCGAGAUGCCAGCGGAAUGAUCGGCCGGACAAAGGCUAGGGCUGCUUCCUUCCAGCGCGUCCUUCCUUGUGUAUCGGAGAUAUAAAGCGAGUGCGCCGGAAAAGAACGGGAACUAUGUCCAUCUAUUCUAUGGCGAAGCAUCCGAAGCAUAACUGCACACUCACACGAUCUUUGCCGAGAGAUAGGAGCAUUCGGUGGAACCGGUGAACUACACUUGCUUCGGAUAGAUGUGUGGGACAGAGGGCUCAUGGUACCUGCUGCCCACCCUUCCUCCGGUGUUUUGAAAACCGUGUGAACGGAGAGUGGGCAGAAGAGAAGGAGGUCCUCAUAUGGAGUCGCACACUUACUUGAGCAAUGCGGGAGACUGGAGAAUAGGUCGAGUAAACCCCCCUAGGGCCGGAAAUAGAGAACCAAGCCCCCCUCUAUUGCAUAACCUAAAAAAGCUAUAAACAAAGUAGUACCCAAGUGGUUGUUGCGGGAACGAUACGCUUUGGUUACCGGCGAAUGAAGCUAUUAGAUAAGGCGACCAGCUUUCAAUACUAGUUGUUACCUUACGGUGCCAUUUUUCCAAUCUUAUUGAAUAGCAUGGCCUGGGGCUAAGAUAACUCAAGUGGGGGAGCCGUGUUAUGGGUAACCUUAUUGCACGGUUCAGAGAGCACUUGUGUAUGUGAUGCAAGUGAACGUGUACGAAAAAGCUGUCGUAAAGUUUCGUUGUUCGUUCCGUCGUUGACCCUAUCUAUGUUUCUAUGAUGGCCCAAGAACACGCUUAUUCUUCAGCCGUAGAGAGACUUUUGAAUUGUGAGGUACCAUUACGAGCUCAAUAUAUACGAGUGUUAUUCCGUGAAAUAACUCGAAUUUCAAACCAUUCACUUGCUUUAACUACUCAUGCUAUGGAUGUGGGAGCAUCAACUCCGUUCCUGUGGGCUUUUGAGGAGCGAGAGAAAUUGUUGGAAUUCUAUGAAAGAGUCUCGGGAGCCAGAAUGCAUGCCAGUUUCAUACGACCAGGUGGAGUGGCACAAGAUCUGCCUCUGGGCUUAUGUCGAGAUAUUGAUUUCUUCACACAACAAUUUGCUUCUCGUAUCGACGAAUUAGAAGAGAUGUUAACCGGCAACCGUAUCUGGAAACAACGAUUAGUGGAUAUUGGUACUGUCACUGCACAGCAAGCAAAGGAUUGGGGAUUCAGUGGUGUAAUGUUAAGAGGUCCAGGUGUAUGUUGGGAUUUGCGAAGAGCAGCACCUUACGAUGUUUAUGACCAAUCGGAUCCUGACGUACCAGUAGGUACCAGAGGAGAUUGCUAUGAUCGUUACUGUAUUCGUAUCGAAGAGAUGCGACAAAGUGUUCGGAUCAUUGUGCAAUGUCUUAAUCAAAUGCCUAGUGGCAUAAUCAAAGCCGAUGAUCGUAAGCUAUGUCCUCCAUCACGAAGUCGAAUGAAACUAUCCAUGGAAUCGUGCGCCGUGUGAAACGUAGAUCAUCGCCGUUCUUAACCGAGACUCAGGUUAAGCUCCGUCUCGGAACCUUGUGGGGGUUAGGAGUAAAGCAUUCCGAGGUUGGCGCAUUUCGUUGAGCGUGGAGAAGCGUUGGGAACCCCAAUUUCUUUCUUCGAGCCCUUUCUUUUCCCGUCCCCCGCCCCGGCAUAGCGCUUUCGCUUCCGGCUCUUCGGAGGAAUCCACUUCCUUCUUCAUUCAUCUGGGGAAAGGAGGCGUCUACCAGUUAGGAAGCUAGACAUCAAGUAAGUGGCUUGAUGAGGAUAACUAAGCUGACACGCCGGAGUUGGCUGCUGGCACAGCAGAUGGUGUCUUACCGCACCGCAGCGGACGGGCGGUAGCGUUCGUGGCAGUGCUUCAGGAUUCCAAUCUACGUCCAAGAUCGAACGAGCUUGCCGGCGGACCACUGCCGUCCCAUUCUUGAGUGAGCUGGAGCGCAGCCCUCUUAUCCACUGAACUAGCUAGAAGCUAUCGCUUUGGGUCGAAGCACUAAAAGAAAAGGACCAGGAAACACGGCGGCAUAGGAACCACGGGACCCCUAAUAGUAAAGGGAAAACGGAAGUGCGCACCAGCUGAAAAUGAAAAAGCCUUUUCCCUUUUUAAUAAUAAAGUAAGCUUCAUAGCUCCAACCUAGUAAAGGGGGGCUUGAUGCCCUUUGUAUAGGUUGGGUUGCUGGAUACGGGAUCCUCGUAGUAGGCCGGACCAACAUCCAGCCGAGAGAGGACAGUCUUUAGAAAGAACAGGUUGGGAAACCAAGAGAACGCUUCGCGUUUUCUUAUCUGCUUCCCGCCCUAGGAGUAGGAAUAGCGCAACAAAAAAAAUAGGGAUUAGUCUUAUUGACCCAAUGAUAAACCACUAACACCUUCCUCGUUCGGGUCCCGCGCACUGGGAAAACGCUCUAGCGACGGGAAACCGUCCAUUAGUUACAAAGCUCCAAUAAGGGAGAGGGCUAUCACAGUCAGGUGCGAAUAAAUUACCCCUAUUACUAUUUAGUAAGCUUGGGCGAAAAAUGGCUUGAUGCGCGCAGAUAAGGAGGAAGCGGAAGCAAGAAAAGGAAUAUUAUCUUUUAUGGCCUUAUACUUAAGAGGCAAAGAGAAGCGCUUUUGCUACUAAGAAAGCGAAUGGUCAGCGCGAAGGUUCAAGACUUAGCCGAGCGUUAGCGAAGCUAGAUUCUCAUAACGAGGCGCUUCGAGUUAUCGAAGCGCUGUAGUAGCGCCGAAGCUCUAUGUGCUGCUAUAAUGCUAAGCCAAGGGCACUCCGCCUUAUCUAUAGAAGCAGUCAACUGAGUUCUGAACGAAUUAGCUCCUUGGUAAUGGCUUAAUCUAUAGAUAGAAAGCCCUAUGAUGGGAAACUACCACGUUAGGUUUGGAGAGAGAUGGGACCGGUUAUAUUAUAGGGGAAGCAGAUGCAAGGCAAGCUUUUUCUUUCAAUAGCCGGUCAAAUGACUACAGGAUCAUCGGUCUACUCUACCUCAAUUCACCAUUUCGAACUUUAUACAGAAGGUUUUUCCGUACCAGCUUCUUCUACCUAUACCGCAGUUGAAGCACCUAAAGGAGAAUUUGGUGUCUUUCUGGUCAGUAAUGGAAGCAAUCGUCCCUACCGUUGUAAAAUAAGAGCACCUGGCUUUGCCCAUUUACAAGGACUCGAUUCUAUGUCCAAACAUCACAUGCCAGCAGAUGUGGUCACCAUCAUAGGUACUCAAGAUAUUGUGUUUGGGGAGGUGGAUAGAUAGGACUACGUCUUGCUCGAGCAGGGCCCUAGCUUUAUUGCAAGCCAAAACUCCCAUUUCUUUCUUUUUUCAAAUUCAUAGGCACUUUCCAUUAGCUCGGCUCAGGGCUUUUCAGAGGUAAGUGGGAGAUCUACUUGCUUUCACUUUCUUUUUUGUCCUUAUUGGGUAGGUGUUCAGUGUACCGUAGUACAAGACCGAAAAGAAUGCUUUGCAUUCCAUUCCAAUGUGAUGUGAGAAAAAGUUCUUGCGAGAGAGAGGCCAGGCCAGAUGAAGGUGAAAUCCCAAAACCGAACGAGCGUAAUCUAUGUAAUCUAUGAAGCGAGUCUAGACAUCUAGAGCUCAACCAGCUAUGGAAGAGACUGUUUCAGUGAAUUUGGGUACAGUGAAAGGAAGUCAAACUGGGUUCUAGUCUUUCUAACGAUGAGAAGGCUGAGUGAGUGGCCCUGCUUAAUGAGUUCAUCGAUGUUGUCCCUUAGUCUUAUGAUGAUAUGCCGGGAAUGGGUCCUUAGAUUGUGCAGCAUUGCAUUCCUACCUUUCCUGGCCUGAUUAGGGGGAAUAGGUUGCACAUGAAGGAGAAUAAGCGCUCUUUGAAAGAACGACGUAUCCGCUCUUCUUGUUACAGAAUCGGUUGUGCACAAUUCGACAUAAAUGGGUAGGUAUAUAGGUAUAAUAGUAAAAGAAGACAAGCACAUUAAUUGAUGCCCUCGAAUCAGCUCUUAGGGCGGGAAGGAAGGACCAACGUCGUCGAGAGAUGGGAUUCAUACCCAGCAAGAAAGAGCAUCCUGCUUCUUGUGACAAAAUAAUAAUAGAAUAUAAUAGAAGGGGCUUGUUCUCUUUUCGACGGGAACGAGAAAUAUCAUAAGAAAAGGGAAAAGUCGAAAUUUUAUUGUGUUCAGUAUCGUAGAUAGAAGAUCAUUCCAAGUGAGAUGUCCAAGAUCAAAGGAUGGAGGAAAAGCGAAACC